Messenger RNA from Haliotis rubra (blacklip abalone), 4662 nucleotides. Its product is annotated as syntaxin-binding protein 1-like. The record is from RefSeq and is a predicted model, not a curated record. Gene Ontology annotation, molecular function: syntaxin binding. Gene Ontology annotation, biological process: vesicle-mediated transport; neurotransmitter secretion; intracellular protein transport. Gene Ontology annotation, cellular component: plasma membrane; secretory granule. The transcript is spliced from 17 exons. NCBI's taxonomy places the organism in Eukaryota, Metazoa, Mollusca, Gastropoda, Lepetellida, Haliotidae.
ACACCUGCAUUAGGCUCCAAACAACGAUAACCGAAACCGUUGUAGCUUUGCAAGCUGGUAGGAAAACGCUGCGAGGAGCUUUAGACGGUUACUCAUCCAAGAUGGCGUUGAAGAGGGCAGUUCACGACAAGAUACUCAAUGAUGUGAUCCUGUCUGUGAAGAAGACAGGAUCUGACUGGAAGGUGCUGGUUGUUGACCAGCUGAGUAUGCGCAUGAUCUCAGCAUGUCUCAACAUGACCGAGAUUAUGUCCAGCGGGAUAACAUUGGUUGAGGACAUCAACAAGCGACGAGAGCCGCUACCGAACUUGGAAGCUAUAUACCUUGUAACUCCAACAGAAAAGUCGGUGAAGGGUCUGAUACAAGAUUUCCAGAAUAUCCACUCAACACAGUAUGCUCUUGCUCAUGUUUUCUUCACAGAAGCAUGUCCUGACGAGCUGUUCAACGAGUUGACUAAAUCCACUGCAAGCAAGAGAAUAAAGACACUGAAGGAGAUCAACAUUGCUUUCCUUCCAUAUGAAGCACAGGUGUUUUCUCUGGACUCGCAUGACACGUUCCAAUACUACUUCAACCCCCAGAGGACGGGGGGCAGGACCAUGAACCUGGAGCGUUGUGCUGAACAGAUUGCCACGCUGUGUGCCACACUGGGGGAGUACCCUGCCGUCAGAUUUAGGAGUGACUUUGAUCGCAAUGCUGAAUUUGCUCAGAUGGUGCAGCAGAAAAUUGAUGGCUACAAAGCUGAUGACAUCACCAUGGGGAGGUAGGGCAUUGCCAAGGACAGGUCAGUCCUGCUGAUUCUGGACCGAGGAUUUGACCCCAUCUCUCCUCUCCUGCAUGAGCUGACGUUUCAGGCCAUGGCCUAUGACCUUCUACCUAUUGAAAACGAUGUCUAUAAGUACGAAAACACAAGUGGCAGUGAUGUCAACGAAAAGGAGGUUCUCCUGGAUGACCACGAUGAGCUGUGGCUGGAACUACGACAUCAGCACAUUGCUGUGGUGUCUCAACAAGUAACCAAAAAACUGAAACGCUUUGCUGAGGAUAAGCGUCUAACCACCCCCGACAAGGCCAACAUCCGAGACCUGUCACAAAUGUUGAAAAAGAUGCCCCAGUACCAGAAGGAGCUGAGCAACUACUCCACACACCUCCAUCUUGCUGAGGACUGCAUGAGGCAGUAUCAGAAGCAUAUAGACAAGCUGUGUAAAGUAGAGCAGGAUCUUGCCAUGGGAACUGAUGCAGAUGGGGAAAAGGUUAAGGAUCAUAUCCGGAACAUUGUCCCGAUCCUGCUGGACCAGAACAUCACAGCCUAUGACAAGAUCAGGAUUAUCCUCCUUUACAUUAUUCACAAGGGAGGUAUCACGGAGGAGAACCUGGCUAAGCUGCUCCAGCAUGCCCAGAUCCCCAUGGAGGAGAAGUGCAUCGUCACCAACAUGCAGAACCUCGGCAUCCCCAUCAUACAGGAUGGUCAAGGAAAAAACUAUAGUCGUCUUAUUCAAGACUGCUCUAGUUAUGGGACGUUUCAGGGCGGUCUACAGGGUGGACGACGCAAGGCCCAGCCUUACCAACCCUACAACCGGAAAGAAAGGACAGCUGAACACUCGUACCAGCUUUCACGGUGGACACCGUACCUCAAGGACAUUUUAGAGGAUGCGAUAGACGAGAAGCUGGAUGGGAAACACUUUACCUUCCUGUCCGGGGGGGUGUCCCGGUCUGCCAUGUCUGCUCGAAGUGUUCCAAGCGCACGAUAUGGCCAUUGGCACAAAGAGAAGGGCCAGUCAAGUGCUCGGAGCGGACCUCGACUCAUGGUGUUCAUCAUGGGGGGAAUGACGUACUCGGAGAUGAGGUGUGCAUAUGAAGUUACGCAGUCAGUGAAGAACUGGGAGGUCCUCAUAGGUGCGACAAGUGUGUUGACCCCAGAAGGCUUCCUGAGUGACCUCCGUGACGUCAGCUGCUGAAGACAGUGACCUCCGUGACGUCAGCUGCUGAAGACAGUGACACACUGUGCGGACAUGGGACCACUUGCCACACUCGUCUAGGGCCGUCGUAGCUGUUAUAUCCUGCAGGCACUGUGGUGCUGAGUAGUUGUGUAGUACACCAGGGCUACCAUUGGACAUUUACUUCAGGUGUGAUAACCUACUCCGAUUUAGGCAACUUGACAGGUUAAACAGUGAAAUCUUUGUUAACUCAUUCUUAAGAAUACAAGUGCUCGUUGGACCCUGUUGAUUAAGGUGCAGGGCGCAGUGCUGUUGUGUAUAUUAAGCAUUGAGAAAACUUGCGAUCAUGAGUUUGAAUCCCAGAGUUACCCUGGUUGUGUUUCAUGGUUUAGUCAGCACUGUACCAGUGUUACAAGGAUUCCCCAAAUUGGUGAACAGCUGAUAAACCAAAAGCAGCAUUAAACCCAUAUCCCUCACUCACUCAUGAGUUCACCAUCGGUUCCCAAUUGCGCAGAUCGAUGCUCAUGCUGUUGAUCACUGGAUUGUCUGGUCCAGACUCGAUUAUUUACAGACCGCCGCCAUAUAGCUGGAAUAUUGCUGAGUGCGCGUAAAACUAAACUCACUCACUAACUCAUGAGUUCACUCUGAAGGUGCAGUGAAACUCGUAAAAUCAAUUUAGUUGACAUGUAGUUUCACCAUUUCUCUUGAUGGUCCCAGUCAAAUCCAAAUCUGUUGUGUAAUGAGUUUCUCCUUGUUGAUUGAGGGCAGGGCUGGCUAAGUCGUCUGAGGCACUGCAUCACUGGGUAUCCCAGAAUCCCAUGCUUGUGGGUUCAUAUCCUGUUUUGCCCAGAGUCUCUGCCUACAUUUGUCAGAACAAUAACAGUGGUUGUUAGUUUCGCCAAAGUGGUUAUAUCUGGUUCUUUCCACAUUAAACUGACACAACGAGAUAUAACUGGAAUACCCGUUAUAGCAACGUUAAACCUUUCUCAUUGUUACAAGCAAUGAUGACUAAAUAUAUAUCCUGUCCAAGGUGGUGAGGUAACAAGGUUUCACUGUUAAAGAUUACAACCUCAGUGAGAAGAAAGUCUGAAUUACCAACCCAAAGAUGUCGAAAACUGGAGUCCUGGUUUUAAGACAAAGGUUCACAUGCUUUUUGUCACUGUAGCACAGGCAGAAUAGCCAUUCAUUUCUUACUGUUCUUUAUAAAAUAGCAGUUGAAGCAUACACUUCAAUAAUUCCAAUUUCAUAUAUUCAUAAUGUUUUACUCAUUUUUAAGAUAAUUAGCACUUCAGAGUGUCCAUAUAUGUUAUGAUGUACAUAUACAUGUAUUAUGAAUUUACACAUUCCCAUUUUUAAUAUGAACUUAGAAUAUGAAUUGUUUCUCACAAUUUGGACUUCUUUCACAUUCAGAACUAGGGUAGGGAUGAUGAAGGCUUGUUAUGCAGAGUUGUCUCCCUUGUGUAUGCAGGAACCUAUUAGGGUGGAUUUGAAUCAUGGUUCAAACUGAAUAUAUAUCAGGGUUUGUCAGCUCCAUACCUUGGUUGAUGGUUUCACCAAAGUAAUAAACAUCUAAAACGUAUGUCACAUUUUGCUUUCAACCACAACAAGCUGACAUGCCAUCAUAUAAUUGGAAUACUGCAAGUGGCAUUAAGCCAAAAACAUGCACUCACUAAAACCAGAGCUGUAUGGCCUGAACAGUUCACGAACACCCAUGUUGAGGUCCAAAGGGAUAUUGCCCUGGUUUUAUUGCCCUGGUUUAAUAGAAAUCAUUAUAAGGCAAUAUACUGUUGCUGUCUUGGUUAGAUGUCAACACAUCCAUCAUGUAAAGUAGAACCCUGUUAGUGUGGAAACCUCUGCUAUCUGGUUCGAGUGUCUACAUACAUGUUAAAUACAAACAUUUUUUUAAAAUUUGAGGUAGUCCUUCAGAAUUGGAUACCUGUUUUGUAAAUUUAGGACAAAGCACCAAUUGUAAUCAAGUAUUCUUCAAUGUCUUGGUAGAAUCCUUGUUGAUAGGGUUUAACUAUACUUUGCAUUUUGUGUAAUCUAUAUAGUUAAACUUGACUUAUAUACCACCUUUAUGGACUUUGAAUUUGAAGUGAAGACCCAAGGUCAGGCUGACUCCGCUCAGUGUGUCACAAUAUGAAACACUAUGAAGGGCAUGGAGUUUUCAAAAAUUAUGUAAUUCUAAAGUCUUUUUUUAAAAAAGUUUGUGUUUGAGAAACUAUGAUAUUUUUAGCAAGCUUUUUCUAGAGGCUGAUCUGCUGGCAUUGAGUUAGGAUGUAGCAUGUUGUGGCACAGACCAGUUAUUACCCACAUCUUGUACUUCACUUUGUGAAGUAUUGUGUUUCUAUGGUAACUAUUACCAUGAAUAUUAAGUAUUAUUUAUAUUGCACCUUUACUACCAGGUUGUUGAAGAAUCUUAUAUUCAAUUCCUUGAUAUGACGAGUUGGAACAAUUACAGGUACGUUGUUGCGAGUAGAUACUUCUGAGGUUCCAUAUAUACCUGUUAAAUGUACAAUAUUGUGCAACAGAAUUCUUUCCCGGAGUGUAAAAUUCAGGCCAGACUGAUACGAUACUAUUAUGGACUAGUUUCGAGAAUUAUUGAAGUAAUUAUUUCUUUUGAUCUAAAGAAACUAAACUGGUUUUUGAUGCAGUGAUUUAAAGGAAUAAUAACAUUGUAACAGAACGUCUCCUACUCUAGGUCUGACUUGCUUUUGAUAAUAUAUUAAUGAGU